GUGCUGGGCGCUGAGCCCCAUCCCGAAUGGCUGCGAUCGCCAUGACAACGCUGACUUCAGCUCCCUCCUCCUCCUCCUCCUCCUCCUGCUCCUCGCCUUUGGAGCCCGUUGGGCUGAUGGCUCGGCGCGGUCAACAGCGGCGGACCCAGGAUGUCCUCGAUGUUCGGCAAGCCCCGGGCUGGAGCCGAGCGGCCGCCCCAGAGCCCCCUCGCCGAGUGCAACGUGGCCAUCCUGGGGUGCCGAGGGGCCGGCAAGUCAGCCCUCACGGUGAAGUUUCUGACCAAGAGGUUCAUCAGCGAGUAUGAUCCCAACUUGGAGGACACCUACACCUCAGAGGAGCUGGUGGACCAGCAGCCCGUGCUGCUGAAGGUGAUGGACACCGCCGACCAGGACGGCCCCGGGAACUGCGAGCGCUACCUGCGCUGGGCCAACGCCUUCCUCGUGGUCUACAGCAUCGACGACAGGGAGAGCUUCGAGGGCUGCCGCCGCUACCUCGACGUCCUCGCCCGGCACGCGCGGGGCUGCCAGCACGAGAGCCCCGUGCUCCUGCUGGGCAACAAGCUGGACAUGGAGCAGUACAGGCAGGUGACCAAAGCCGAAGGGAUGUCCCUGGCCAGCAAGUUCGGGUGCCUUUUCUACGAGGUGUCGGCGUGCCAGGACUUCGCGGCGGUGCAGCACGUCUUCCACGAGGCGGUGCGGGAGGUGCGGCGCGAGGCGGAGCGCAGCGUGCCCCUCCGGCCCCUCUUCAUCGCCGAGGAGCGGCCCUGCCUGCACGUGGCCACCCCGGCCACCUUGGCCACCCGGCAAGGGCUGGCCAGCUGCACCCUCAACACCCUCUCCACCGUCAACUACAAGGAGAUCCCCUCGGUGGCCCAGGCCAAGCUGGUCACCGUCAAGUCCUCGCGGGCUCAGAGCAAGAGGAAAGCGCCCACGCUCACCUUGCUGAAAGGCUUCAAGAUAUUUUAAGGCGCGUCCCUGCACAAGGGAGCAGCGAGAGAUCCCCGUCCCCCGGCUCUGCGAGGGGCUGGGAGCAUCAGGAGUGGGGACCUUGUCCCGGAGACACGUGCACAGCCCUGCCUGGGCGAUGCAGCUGCGGAUCUGGGCACCUCCCGGGGCCGAGAAGCAUCGCUGGGAGGGCGAGGGCUGUCCCCAGGGGCAGCCAGCGGGCCUGGGCAUCUGCAGAUGGAUGUGGCCACGCGCUGGAUGGAGUCCAUCAGGCAGAGAUGGGGAGCCCAGGAAGGGUGAAUGAAUCCCCAGACAUAGAGGAGCCCGUGUCGUUCACCUGACAGGUCCCCUCGCCGAGCAAUAAGUAAGAGGAAUUUCUUUUUUAAUCUGAAUGAGAAAGUGGCGGAUAAUGUUACAGCCGACCAAAGGUCUCAGGUGUCCUAAAAUUGAUUCCCAUGCAUUGAAAUAAGUCAUACCAAAA
Molecule: messenger RNA, 1426 nt
Organism: Cygnus olor (mute swan)
Lineage: Eukaryota; Metazoa; Chordata; Aves; Anseriformes; Anatidae
Gene: RASL12
Product: RAS like family 12
Exons: 6
Coding region: 151-966 (271 amino acids)
Molecular function (GO): GTP binding; GTPase activity
Source: RefSeq, a predicted model, not a curated record